Molecule: messenger RNA, 837 nt
Organism: Penaeus vannamei (Pacific white shrimp)
Lineage: Eukaryota; Metazoa; Arthropoda; Malacostraca; Decapoda; Penaeidae
Source: RefSeq, a predicted model, not a curated record
AUGGGCAAGGAGGUAAGCAAAGGCUGGUCUGCCAUGGGACGCAAGAGGAGCUAUGUUUUGCAUGCGCAGGUAUUCCCGCACUUGAAAGUAAUUAGCAAAGCUGCUAUUGGUCGUCUCAGGCGCCGCCAGAUGUUCAUAAGACUAGAAUUAUAUGAGAGCACGUCUAAGCUACCGAGCAGAAGCUCCCUCAGGGUGUUUCUGAUCCUCCUUCUGGUCGUCCCUUUCGCCCUCUGGCUCUACCAGGACGCGCUGCCGAGGACCCCGCAGACGUCCUACUGGAAGGCGGCUCUGGAUUCUGGUCGAGACUUCCUGUUGGGUGAACAGGAGCCGUUGCCUUGGUGGGACGGAGGCGACUGCCCUUGCCACGGCAAAUGGUGCUUUCCAGAGCAGGGUCGCAACCUCUCGUGGGAGGACGCGGGCGGCGCCUGUGGCCGGAGGGCGUGGCUGGCAGGCGGAGGGCAGAAGGUCAUCAGUUUCUCGCUGUUCGGGAACGACCCGCUGUACUGGAGAGCGUUCGGGAGGAACCUGAACGCGACAAAAGCCAUGUACCCCGACUGGGUCGUGUGGCUUUACACUAAUCCUCGCGGCCGGGAAGAUGUCCUCUGCCCGCUCCUGCGCGAUUUCCCUCACUUGUACAUCUGUGACGUCACCAACUUGCCUUCGCUUGGAAAUGUGACGUCAAUACACAACAUGGUGUGGAGAGCGCUGCCCCUUGGCGACGAAAGGGUCUCCGCGUUCUUCGUCCGAGACUCAGAUUCGAUCACCCAGAAACACCAACUUCUGACUAACUACAGCAAACAUCAUAAUGUUCUGUGUGCAAGAAUGAAUGCCAAAUAG